Neohortaea acidophila is the source of this 430-nucleotide messenger RNA. RefSeq lists its product as uncharacterized. The record is from RefSeq and is a predicted model, not a curated record. Lineage: Eukaryota; Fungi; Ascomycota; Dothideomycetes; Mycosphaerellales; Teratosphaeriaceae. The transcript has a single exon. Bases 8 to 283 code for a protein of 91 amino acids.
AUUGCUGAUGUUUAGAUUAAUUAUACAUCGACUAUGGCUGAUCGCUGCAGUCUUGUUCGAUCUGUCCCAUCCGGUUCCCAUAUCACGUCCAACCAAACGCCUUGUGCCCGUUCCGAUCGUCACCAUGAACUUCCGAUAUGUAUCAUUUCAAUGCUGCGAGUGUAGCGAGGACCUCGGGAUUGAUUCGAGCGGCGUUGCGCUCUCGUUGCUUCUCGCCCGGCGAUCGAGUGUCGGUUGUCUUCUUCAAUUGUGUCUUGCCUUUGGAGGAGAACAUCGACUUUAGCAGAUGGGUGGAGGAGGAGGUUGUCGAGGUUGAGAUCAGCGACGCGUUGUCGGAUGCGUUGUGCAUGGCUGGCAUUAUGUUUUCCGUUUUGACCUUGUAACGAGAGAUUGGAUAUUGUGAUUCGAUCGAUCAAUCAAAUGAUGCUGU